AUGAAAGUCUUCACAUCGAUAUUCGUGUUAAUUGCAUUGGCUACCUCCCAGGCAAUUGCUGUACCUACAGCCGAGGCUGCAGACCUAGAGACGCGCGCCAAAUUUUGCGUUGAUAUCAAAGUAUGCCACGGCUACAACUACGAGGGUGGCUGCUAUAGCGAAUGCAAUAGGCCUGGUACGGGUUACGGUAUUAGAAAAGAAUAUCGGAAAAAUGCCGGCUCGUUCAAAAUUGAGACCAAGGGUUAUAACUGCCAGGUUGGAUCAUCCGAUCAAGGCACGCAAUCAGUGAAUUACCCUGGGGUCAAGAGACUCAAGGAUGGAUGGAUCAAUAACAUUGAAGGCUAUCAGUGCAACAAACUCAAAUGA
Molecule: messenger RNA, 366 nt
Organism: Penicillium expansum
Lineage: Eukaryota; Fungi; Ascomycota; Eurotiomycetes; Eurotiales; Aspergillaceae
Exons: 3
Coding region: 1-366 (121 amino acids)
Source: RefSeq, a predicted model, not a curated record